AUGUUGCUCCCUUCGGACGUGGCUCGGCUUGUUUUGGGGUACCUCCAGGAAGAGGGACUGUCAGCUACAAGUCAGGCUUUCAUUCACGAGAGCCCAAACCUGAAAGAGUAUGCGGAGCACACCAUAGGGGAUGGGGCUAUUCCGGCUUGCGUUUUUUCCAUAUUUGGGAAGAGCCUAACAACCAUUUUAAAUGAGUAUGUGGCUACAAAAACAAAAGAAUCCAGUCAUGAAGUACCUCUUGUCAUGACCUCACUAUGGAAAAAGCUAGAUUUUACACUCAACCAAAUUAAAUCUUUGCAGAAUUCCCCUGCCAUCUCAGCAAGUCAACGAACACGUUCACGCAUUGGGUUGGCAAACAUGGCCAGGCAGCGAGCCCUCACCAUGUCUUCAGAUGGGGGCGUCGUCUGCACAACUUUGUCCGAAACGAGCUCCGUCAUCAGCCCAGCAUACACAUCCCACAGCAUGCUGGGCCACUCCACGCCUGUGUGCUUCACUGGUUCACACACCAGAGCUGCUCCCAGCAGCGGUACACAGCUGCAAAUCCAAGAGGGCAGCCGAUUAUUAAGUACUCCCAUACAACUCAUUGUUACAGAGCACCGGCUAAGUUCUGGCUCAUUGUCCCCCGGCCGACGGAAAUGGGAAACUCCCAAGAAGAGAAGCGGUGCUUCGAGUGGAUCCAGUGGCCCUGGCAAAUCUGCAGGAACCAUCAGUAACCCAAGCGCAGAACCCCAACCCGAGGAGGCCGUGGAGGAAAACUUUCCUCAACUUGUCAUACAAAAUGCUCGAGACAAGAUAUUGGGGGACAGGUCACUACAAGAGAAGCUUGCUGAGAACAUUAACAAAAUCCUCGCCAAUGAGCCGACACCCCAGACGCCAAAGGUGUCCACAAGCACCGUAGAGGCAGACCAGUCGAUAGAUGAAAUUCUAGGAUUACAGGGGGAGAUCCACAUGAGUGACGACGCCAUCCAUGACAUUUUGGAACAAACCGAGUCUGAUCCAGCUUUUCAGGCCCUCUUUGACCUCUUUGAUUACCAUAAAAACAGACUAACUGAUGGAGAAAUGGGAGAUGGUGAUAUCAGCAGUAGUCCAGAGGAGAUUGACUUGACUGGGCCUUCGUUUGCAGCCCGGCCACUUCAAAGUAACGAUCCAGCCCCUACAGCUGGAGAUUCAAAUGCCUCUGACCCAACUGCGGUAGCGCUGAAAAUGAGAGCUGGACAAGAGCGAAAGACCAGGAAGUCUACUGCCCCCACUUUGUUAAAGAAAACCUUUCUUGACUCCAGUGGCAGGGCAUCCAGAAUUGAGAACAGUUCAGCCAGACUGUUGGUGAGUCAUGGGGAGCACAGAGGAGCCUCAGCGGCUGCAGGGGACUCCAGCAGGAAAGAGAAGUCCUCACUUGGGAAUAGCAGUGUUGGAAUCACGAUGGAUAUUGAUGAACCGCUGAAUACACCUCCCCCUGUAGACUGUCCGCCCACUCAGGAGACCACCACGGACAGCUCCACCCCUUCAGCUGCCCUCGGUAAAUCAGCCACAGACCCUGCUUUAUCUGCCAUCCCAGACCAGAGAUCGCUCUUAAAUUUGGGGAAAAAGCAGGAUCCAAAGCCAGCACAAGGCUCUGUAGAGCGGUCUGCUACAAAUCUAUCUUUAGUUGUGAGGGAUAGCCUGCUUUUGCCACCAUUGGCUUUUCAGCUGAAUGACUCCUCAGUGAUGACCGCCAGCCAACCCCACGCAUCAGUGUCCAGCAGCGGAGCCGAUUCUGCGCCCGGGCCAUCUAUGUCAGUUACAGGUGCCUCGCCCUCAUCAAUUUCCACUCCUUUAACCGGGACAGCCACAACUGCUGUUCUUACAGCUACAACCUCAUCCACGUCACCUUCCUACUGUCCCCCGGUUACACCGACACGAAGUCCCUCCGGCACCAACCACACGACUCCAAAAAAGGCAGGAGACUCCAGCAAUAUUGUCUCUUUGAAGAUCAUUAUUAGUGAGAACCAGGGCACAGAUUCUUCCGGCGACACAGCUCUUAAUCGGGCUAUUUCAACCAUCUCUGAGGAGAGCAUACCCACCAUCUACCUGUCCUCCCCAGCUAAGUCGCCAGCAUGUCCUGGCACUCCUAGGUCCAACUUUGACGAGGCAGCGCUGGCAGUGAGUGGCUUACAAAGCUCCGAGGCAUGUGACAGUCCUCUCAGCUGUAAAGCUGGAGCCAUAAUAGCAUCCCCACUAACCGGGACCUCACAAGCACAGCAGAGAUAUGUCAUCCAGCUACCCAUGGAGACCACCACCCCUGGGCUCCAAGGUUCCACUUCCAGUUAUUUCCUCGUAACACCAACUCCAGAUGUUCAAGGCAGACAGGUUCUUCUUCCUGCUGGUGUCUCAGCAGGACAGCCUUUGCCCAGCAACCAGUAUGGAGGGACACCAACUCCCUCCCAAGGCUUCUCUACAGGGCCAGCUCUCAUCUUGCCAUCACCUAUAAAGCCUGUGGUGCUUCCUGUUUCUGUUCUGGGGCAGAAUACUUUGGGGAAAGUUCAAAUGGUGUGCAACCAGUUUGUUGAUACACCGAAUAGUUUACCAGUACAGCAGCCCAAGCCGACGACAGUGGCAGUCAAAGAUUCUGCCGCUCCUGGCACUGAGAAAAAUCUGCCUAGCCCCCCGGGUCAGAACGACGCAAAGGGCUUCGGUCACAGGAGAAUUUUAUGUUUCGACCCUUCAUCAGCAGGAGUUCAACCACAGACUGCUAAUACAACUGAGGCCCCGACAACCUUGGCUGAAAACGCAUCCAGAUCCCAGCCUGUCCAGCAGGCAGCGAAUGACAAGAAACAGCCAGUGACUCGAACAAAACCUAAUAUCUUGGGUGGUAACAAACCUAAGAGGAGAAUAGAGACAGUCAGAUGUUCAUCAGGUCCUCUGAUUGGAGGAGGCUCGCUAAAGGAAUGUUCUCCUGUGAAAACGCAGCAGAACGAUCCUGUAAAAAAGAGCUCUCGCAAACAAGAACAUAACAUUCAUAACAAAGAGUCUCUACAUGUAAAUAUCAACAGUGUUAUUCAGACAGAGGGUGCCAAACAACCAGAAUCAGGAAAGAGAAAAUCUGCUGACGAGAGAAACAACGAUAAGGAUACAACAAACGAUAAAGAUGCUCAAGGCUCCAAGUCGCCAUCAUGUGAUUCUGCACUAAAAUCAGGAAGCAGAAAGGAUAAAGAAGAGAGCAGUGGGCAAGAACCCAAAGAGAAGGCUGCUCUGAAAACACGAGAGGGGCGCACGGAGAAAAGGACUUUCUCUCAGGAAACCCCUAAUGUAGCAGCUAACAAGGAGAAUGAAAUAAAAGUUGGCGUGCAAGAGCAGCAGCUUUCAACACCACCUUCAUCCUCGGCAUCGAGAGACUUUAGCCCUCCAGCUGCCAUACAGCUGGUGUCUAACACCCAGCCCAAGGCUGGAAAAACCCCAUCAAAGACGAGCUCUCUGGCCAAACAAGCAGCUGAGAUGCUUCAAGACAUUCAGGGGAUCAAGUCUCCCUCCACCCCUGUAAAAAAAGCUGGGGCUGCUAGUUCAGACAAUAGUCUUCCUGGGACUGGUCAUAAUCACGAAGCACCCUCGGAUUAUCUCAGGACUCCUUCCCGAAAGAAGGGUAAAGAUGGAGAGGGGACUCCCAAGCAUCUACUUCCUCCCAACACUCCAGAAGUGCCCACCUGCAGCCCAGCCAGUGAAGCUGGAAGUGAAAACAGCAUUAACAUGGCCGCACACACACUCAUGAUUCUCUCCCGGGCCGCCAUCGCCAGGACUAGCACUCCUCUGAAGGACAGCCUGAGGCAGGAGGAAGUAGGGGAAAGGUCACCCACGAGCUCAAAGGACCCCACAAACAAGAAACGCAAACACUCCUCUCAAACAAACAGCCCCCCUCCAAAGAGACAAUCUAAACGAUCCCCCGGCAAAAAGAAAGACAGAGAAAAGAAGAAACUUGUUGAUUGUUUUCCCCACGAUCUGGAUGUGGAUAAGUUCCUGUCUUCGCUUCACUAUGAUGAAUAAAAGUGGACACGCAAAUUUGGAAAGGAUGACCACAUCGCUACCUACUUAGGUUACUAUCCAGGAAUAGAACAAGCCAUCUCCUAAAUCGGUGCCUGUGGUUUCUUAGUGACUUUAUCUGAUACCUUAUAAGCUGCAAUGUCUUCUGUAGCCAUCGAGGAACUUUAGACUGUUUUCUUGUGAAAGUAAUCCAGAAUAGGAUCCUGUCAUAUGCAGCUACAGACAACCAUGGCACUUUUUAUUAAUUUACCUAUUUUAAUCUUCAUUCUUUCUUUAAUGGUAUAGUAUUCUGUACAGUACAUCAUUUUUGGGGAACACUUUGACAUAGUGGAUGCAUACUGUUAAUGGGUACCUCAAAAGGUUUUCUUGGUCAAUAUUUGACUCUCCUUUGAUGGUGACUGCUUGGUUUGUUAAAGUACAUUCUGCAAUAUGUCUGCACCCGUCAUUUGAUUGUAUUGAAUGAAGACCCCAUUUAUUUUAGUAUUUGUGCUUAGUUGAUUAAAUAAUUGGAAACACAAAACAAACUAAAAGGAAAUAUCUGGCAACAUUUUUACAGUGUAGUCUUUUUUUAUUUUAAUUUCCUGUGUCGCAAAUCAACUACAUGUCAUCGUUUAAGCUGCAAUUGAACACAUGGACAAAAAACUAAUUUUCUUCUUUAAGAAACUUCUUCGAUAUACAUUUAAAAAUAUUUUUUUAAAGCUGUCACAGCAUGAAAAGCGCAUGUAUAAUUAAUCAAAUUAAUGAUGGCCCAGUAACUUCUGUCCCAUUACACAUCGACAUUGAGCAUGCAAGUCUAACCCCCUUACUCUAGAUGCAUAUUUUGCUAAUUUGUCAGAUUAGAAUGUAUGUUGUGAAAUAGAUCUAAUCUGAGAUUUACAUAUUUUGACAUUUUAUUCUAACGUGAUUAGGUAUAUAAGGUGGGAUGGUCAUAUUUUCUCUGACUGAAGGAUGCAAAUUGUUUAACACGAGACAUACACCUGUCAUGUUUUCUUUGAAAUAAGUCGAUUUAAUGCCGGCAAGUGCCGAAGUUGUCACGUUUUGUUGGCAAAUCUGGCAACCUCCGAUUGGACCGCUAAACGGAAAUACGUCACUUAAACAAUUUCACAAUAACAGUGAGUUGAUCUAUUGAAACACAAAGAUUGUAACUGACGCCAUUAAAUUUCAAGUGCUCAAUUGAAGCUGACUUUUUAAGCUAUGUGACAUAUUUGUAUGAAUUAAAUCGUAAAAAUUUGGUGGGGAACUCCAGGGUACUCCGUACAGCAGAUCUUAUUUUUAAACGUUCAGCGUUUGUUUCCGGGUGAAGAGAACAGGAAAGAGGACUGCCUGACCUGCUAACCAGUGAUUGACAUGGCAGCCAAUGGAGCGAGCUGUGAACAGCCGCAGAAACGUGCAGGACCCAAAGAUAAACAGAAUGGCAAGUCUACAGACCUAUCAGUAAGAGAAAGACGACAGAAAGACAAAGAAGAGCGUUUUUCUCUGGUGUUAUGGAGGAGGCCAGUCACCACUCUACAUUACUUUCUUCUGGAGACCCUCAUUAAGCUAAAGGAGUUGACUUCUAAGCUUUGGCAACAACGAGGCACAGUGCUCUUUUUUUUGGUGUUGUGUUCACUGUUCUCAAUUGCUUAUUCCACUGAGGGAGUGCACCAACAAUAUGUUCGAUAUCUGGAGACGAAGUUCUUAUGGUGUGCCUACUGGGUAGGCCUUGGAAUCCUGUCCUCAGUGGGACUUGGGACUGGACUGCACACCUUCCUUCUUUAUCUGGGUCCACAUAUAGCAUCAGUUACCCUGGCAGCCUAUGAGUGUGGGUCCACAGACUUCCCAGAGCCUCCAUACCCAGACCAGAUCAUCUGUCCCCAGGUUGGAGGGGAGGAGGGCAGCAUCUCCCUCCUCUCAAUAAUGUCAAAGGUCCGCCUGGAGGCAUGUAUGUGGGGUGCAGGCACAGCCAUCGGAGAGCUGCCUCCAUAUUUCAUGGCCAGAGCAGCUCGUCAGUCAGGGGCUGAUCCAGAUGAUGAAGAUUAUGAGGAGUUCGAAGAAAUGCUUGAGCAGGCCGAAGGGGCUCAGGAUGUUGUCACAAGAGCCAAACUUGGAGUUCAGCACAUGGUACAGAAAGUGGGAUUCUUUGGGAUCUUGGCUUGUGCCUCUAUUCCCAAUCCUCUCUUUGACCUGGCCGGAAUAACAUGCGGCCAUUUCCUGGUUCCCUUCUGGACCUUCUUUGGCGCAACACUUAUUGGGAAAGCCAUCAUCAAGAUGCACAUACAGAAACUCUUUGUCAUCAUUACCUUCAGCAAGCACAUAGUGGAGCAAAUGGUGUCACUCAUCGGGUCUGUGCCUACACUGGGACCAUCGCUCCAGAAGCCUUUCAGUCAGUACCUGGAAGCACAGAGGAACAAGCUGCACCACGCUGGAGGAAGUGCACCGGCGGACGAGAACUGGCUGUCGUGGGUGUUUGAGAAGGUGGUGCUGGUCAUGGUGUGCUACUUUGUCAUCUCCAUCAUCAACUCCAUGGCUCAGAGCUACGCCAAGCGGCUGCAACAGCUGAGACACUCGGAAGAGAAAACCAAGUGAUGGCGAGGCAAAGCGGCAGCCGCCUCCAAGUGACUGUGUUCCCGCUGCUGCUGAGAGCGCUCCCCUCAGCCACAGCCACUCUCAACUUAACAACAAACCUCACCCUCCUCCAUUCUCAGAGAGGCUGAAUGCUUAACAAAAAAAAAAAAAGAAUCAGGCAUUGUUUGCCUGUGUGUGUGUGCGUUUGUGUGCUGAUUAAAAUGUUUGUCCCUUUCUACCGUCUCCCCCCCUCCCCAUUCAGGUUUUGUAGUUCUUCCUCCCAUCUCACUCUGCGUGCAGGUAGUGAUUGGUUCUACUGCUGAUCUUAACAUGUUACGUUAACAUUGAAUAAACUCAUUCAUCAACCUCAGAGGUAACGCGGCGGUUCGAUGGCCGCGUUAAGGGCGGCGCCCAUCAGAUGCUAUGCCUUAUGCAAGACGGGGAACUAUGAGGUCCCUUGAAUAUAGCUCUUGACAUAUUGACUUGAUUUUUAUUUAAUUUUGUAACAUUGCUGUCUGGAAGGACAUCACAUUGACUGUAUAGUGUGCUUUGCCAAGAUUACUGCAAUGGAUAGUCUUUUUGUUUUUUUUUCAGGGUUUAACUGUCCUCAUGUUAUCGUUCAGUUUACCGUUUAGGCCAAUUUGUCUUCAUUUGUUUCAGGAGAGAGAGCAAUACCUCCUUCAAAAGUGGGGAAUGAAUGGUUUGCACAUUGUGUAAAUAUCUUACCUUCUUUUUGACAGUACGGUCAGAUGUAUUUCUAUUCCUAUAGUCAGUGUGAAAAAAAAAAACACAAAAAGAAAAGGUGAUAUCAUUUGUAAGGUGACAUUGUAUCCUGAACCAGUAGUCCCAUUCUAUUCUGUACAUUUAGGUCAAAUCUGGGCUCGGCAUAUAUAUAAAACAAAGGAAAUUAUAGAACUUGUUUCCAUGUC
Molecule: messenger RNA, 7484 nt
Organism: Menidia menidia (Atlantic silverside)
Lineage: Eukaryota; Metazoa; Chordata; Actinopteri; Atheriniformes; Atherinopsidae
Source: the annotation of a GenBank genome assembly